AUGGCCCCGUCUCAGCUGCUUAGCAGGACUCUGGCGGAUCAAGCCGAAGGAGAGGUCCGGAGAAGGCGCCCGAGGAGCGCGGGGAACGAUAUUCGGACCCUCACGGCAAGGCCGCACGCCUCUGUGAGCAACCCAUUCGGCGGAAUUGGCCUUGACCCCAACGCCGACCCUGCCUUGAACGUCCAGAACCCUCAGGAAACCGAGACCGAGACCGAAACCGAGACCGAUACGGAUUCACCAACCUCCUCACCUACUUCCGUUGUAGUCGUUUCCACCCCAGACGCCGUGGUUCCAUCCAUAUCAGCUUCGAUCACGCCAAUUCUAGAAACUGUCAAGUCUUUUUCCACCACAACGGUGUACCCUACCGAAACGCCCUUGCCCGUCUCAGACAAGGAAUUUGGCCCCAAGCAUGAUCCAGACAAGAUCGUCCAAACCAAGAGCGACGCCGCUGCCGAGCAUGUCAUGAUCGGAGGCGCAUUUGUCGGUGUGUGUGUUCUCACUUGGCUUGUGUGGAGGUUCACCAAUGCUCGCAAGAAACGAGGGAGCACGUUGACCACUACGAGCGACGGGUCGUACGGAUCUCCCAGCAAGGGGAGCCUGUCUCGACAAGCGCAACUAGGCAAGCUAUUGGGCGCGAUCCCGUGGCUCAGGGACCGGCCUUUUGCUCAGAAAUGGCACGCGCUCGAAGACGGGCAGCCGGACAUGUCUGAAAAGGAGCGCGAGAACCAGCGCGCGCAAGCUGGGUCAGAAGGGUUCAAUUUCAACUUUGGCGUCCAACAGCCCAGCACCUCGGGCUCCCUGGGCAUGCCUCAACUCAACACGGACGUUGGCCAGGUCCCGUACGCUACGGUCGAAGUCAGCCCGGUCAGCUCGCUUGGGGUGUCCACCUCUCCCAGCCCCUAUGGUAACAUUGACACCAUGCACCCUUCCAAUGCCCCUCGGCCGGCCGUAGUCGCGUCGCACCAGCACCAGGUGUCCAAUGCAUCGGUCGAAGGCCAGUAUGGAACCUGGGUUUACCGGACGAUGCCGGACGGCUCGGCGUCGCAGCCCGGAACGUACGACAUGCAACAACGGCAGGCUUACAGACUGAGCGAGAUUUCGUCGCUCUCGUCGGGCUUUGGGGAUGGCGACAUCAUCAUCCAGCAGUCCUGGCAGGGCCAGGGACUCAUGGCUGGAGCGGUCGCCCCCGCCGGUACCGUACCCCAACCGCCGCCGGCCGCCGCCGCUGCGGUUCCGCAGAACGCGAGGCAGAGCAUGUCGCAAGCAACAGACGCGGGCUGGAGCAGGCGAGAUACGGUCUACACGCAAACGAGCGAAGAUCUCCCACCGCGGUUCCGCAACAUCAACAGUUGGGUCGACCAGCAGAAAGGGCGGAUCCAGCGAGCGGUGACUAGGGCCAAGGACGGGGGCGCGAACCCGAACGGAGGUGUCGAUGACGUCGUACCGCCUGUGCCGGGCCUCCCUGCCGGGACGGGUCCGCAUGGAUUGCCUCCAGAGCCGCAAUAUAAUAUGAUGAUGCCGGAUGGCGAGGUGCCGAGGAGAGUGGAAAUGUGA
Molecule: messenger RNA, 1554 nt
Organism: Parascedosporium putredinis
Lineage: Eukaryota; Fungi; Ascomycota; Sordariomycetes; Microascales; Microascaceae
Source: the annotation of a GenBank genome assembly